AUGGCCCCUGUUAUCAAGUCUGACAGGUUCAUGGUGAGGCGUUAUGACCACCUCCAAGUCCUAGCGAACACCAACCUAGAAUUACCAGAUGUUGUUGGUGAAAUCCGCUCUGUCCAGGGGUCUGAUCUGAGCAACGAAUCUGCCACCACCAGAUUUGUGGUUCGCUUCUUGAUUGAACCGAAUGUAACUGUGUACCUAACUUUGUGGGAUGAAGCUGCAUCGACCUUCAGGGGCCUCUUGAAACCAGGGGAUAAAUCCAAGGCUGUAAUGUUGGUAACCACUGUUAAUCCAAAACUCUUCGGAGGUUAG
Molecule: messenger RNA, 309 nt
Organism: Eruca vesicaria subsp. sativa (arugula)
Lineage: Eukaryota; Viridiplantae; Streptophyta; Magnoliopsida; Brassicales; Brassicaceae
Source: the annotation of a GenBank genome assembly